Messenger RNA from Endocarpon pusillum Z07020, 6852 nucleotides. RefSeq names its product Acetyl-CoA carboxylase. Gene Ontology annotation, biological process: fatty acid biosynthetic process. NCBI's taxonomy places the organism in Eukaryota, Fungi, Ascomycota, Eurotiomycetes, Verrucariales, Verrucariaceae. The record is from RefSeq and is a predicted model, not a curated record. Bases 1 to 6852 code for a protein of 2283 amino acids. The transcript has 3 exons. Gene Ontology annotation, molecular function: acetyl-CoA carboxylase activity; ATP binding; metal ion binding.
AUGUCAAAGCUGUCCAACGGUACCAAUGGUGCCCUCACAAAUGGGCACCCGAGCUCCUGGCAGGCUAAGCACAACCUCCCAUCCCACUUUAUCGGCGGUAAUCACCUUGAUGCAGCUCCAGCGAGCGCCGUCAAAGACUUUGUACAAGAGUAUGAUGGUCACUCAGUUAUAACAUCGGUGCUCAUCGCCAAUAAUGGCAUUGCAGCCGUUAAAGAAAUCAGAUCUGUACGCAAAUGGGCAUACCAGAUGUUUGGCGACGAGCGAGCCAUUCAGUUCACUGUGAUGGCGACGCCCGAAGAUCUACAAGCGAAUGCGGACUACAUUCGAAUGGCAGACAAAUAUGUUGAGGUCCCAGGCGGGACAAAUAACAACAACUAUGCCAACGUCGAGCUGAUAGUCGAUAUUGCCGAGCGCAUGGAUGUCCAUGCCGUAUGGGCUGGCUGGGGACAUGCCUCAGAGAACCCAAAGCUUCCGGAGUCUCUGGCCGCUUCCCAGAAAAAGAUUAUCUUCAUCGGCCCUCCAGGCUCUGCCAUGAGAUCGUUGGGUGAUAAAAUCUCGUCUACAAUCGUUGCUCAGCAUGCGAAAGUCCCCUGCAUUCCGUGGUCAGGGGAAGGCGUGGAUCAGGUGAAGAUUGACAAGGACGGGAUUGUCGCUGUGGAAGAUGAUAUCUACGACAAAGGAUGUACACACUCGCCACAAGAAGGCUUGGAAGCGGCUCGAAAGAUUGGCUUUCCAGUCAUGGUGAAGGCCUCAGAAGGUGGUGGUGGAAAAGGCAUUCGAAAAGUCGAGUCCGAGGAGAACUUCGUCAAUCUCUACAACGCCGCGGCCAGUGAAAUUCCGGGCUCGCCUAUCUUCAUAAUGAAGCUGGCUGGAAAUGCCAGACAUUUAGAAGUGCAGCUCCUUGCUGACCAGUAUGGUAACAAUAUUUCACUCUUCGGCAGAGAUUGCUCUGUCCAAAGAAGACAUCAAAAGAUCAUCGAAGAAGCUCCAGUCACGGUCGCCAAGCCGGAGACCUUCAAGGCCAUGGAGAAGGCGGCCGUGAGUCUCGGAAAGCUCGUCGGUUACGUGUCGGCUGGAACUGUUGAGUACCUCUACUCCCACGCCGACGACAAGUUCUACUUUCUGGAACUGAACCCUAGAUUGCAAGUCGAGCAUCCUACCACCGAAAUGGUGAGCGGUGUCAACUUGCCGGCCGCUCAACUCCAGAUUGCUAUGGGCAUCCCUCUCCAUCGCAUCCGUGACAUUCGCUUGUUGUACGGCGUGGACCCGCAUACUUCCACCGAAAUCGAUUUCCAUUUCACAUCCGAGGGCAGUCUCAAGACACAAAGACGACCGCAGCCACAAGGUCACACCACUGCUUGCCGUAUCACCUCCGAAGACCCAGGCGAAGGCUUCAAACCUUCUGGUGGUACCUUGCAUGACUUGAACUUUAGGUCCAGCUCCAACGUCUGGGGCUACUUCUCCGUUGGCAGUUCUGGUGGUAUUCACAGCUUCUCGGACAGUCAAUUCGGCCAUAUAUUCGCCUAUGGCGAAAACCGAUCGGCAUCGAGGAAACACAUGAUCGUGGCACUGAAAGAGCUAAGCAUUCGCGGUGAUUUCAGAACGACCGUUGAAUAUCUUAUCAAGCUGCUUGAGACUCCGGCUUUCGAAGAGAAUACCAUCACUACUGGCUGGCUAGAUGAGCUCAUCUCCAACAAGCUUACAGCAGAGCGACCAGACCCAAUGUUGGCUGUAGUUUGUGGUGCGGUAACCAGGGCACACAUCGCAAGCGAAGCCUGUAUCGCCGAGUACCGGAAAGGUCUCGAAAAGGGCCAGGUCCCGCCAAAGGAAGUUUUGAAGACCGUCUUCCCUGUGGAUUUCAUCUAUGAAGGCUACCGCUACAAAUUUACGGCUACAAGGUCAAGUCUUGACAGCUACCUCCUUUUCAUCAAUGGCUCGAAGUGCUCCGUUGGCGUCCGAGCACUGGCGGAUGGUGGACUACUGGUCUUGCUGGCGGGACGGUCACACAAUGUCUACUGGAAGGAAGAGACUGCCGCUACACGUCUCAGCGUGGACGGUAAGACCUGUCUGCUUGAACAGGAAAACGACCCAACCCAACUCCGCACUCCUUCUCCUGGUAAGCUUGUCAAGUUUACUGUCGAGAAUGGUGAACAUGUUCGAGCUGGGCAGGCUUUUGCCGAGGUCGAGGUUAUGAAAAUGUACAUGCCCCUAAUUACACAGGAGGAUGGCGUGGUCCAGCUCAUCAAACAGCCUGGAGCGACCCUUGAAGCUGGUGACAUUCUAGGGAUACUCGCUCUUGAUGAUCCGUCAAGAGUCAAGCACGCUCAGCCAUUCUCGGGUCAGCUUCCAGAUCUUGGACCUCCCCAAGUUGUCGGCACUAAACCUCCUCAGCGGUUUACUCUUCUGCACAACAUUCUUCUCAAUAUUCUCCUUGGAUUUGACAAUCAGGUUAUUAUGGCCUCAACCUUGAAGGAGUUAGUGGAGGUUCUCCGAGAUCCAGAAUUGCCGUACGGCGAAUGGAAUGCUCAGUCAUCCGCUCUGCACUCUCGCAUGCCCCAAAAGCUGGAUACUCAAUUUGACCAGAUCGUUGAGCGUGCUCAUUCCAGACAUGCCGAGUUCCCUGCCAAGCAACUUCAAAAGGCUCUGAAUCGAUUCAUCGAGGACAAUUUGAGCGGUGCCGACGCUGAAAUGCUGAGAUCAUCUUUGGCUCCUUUGUCGGCGGUUAUGGAUAGAUAUGCUGAUGGUCUUAAGGCGCAUGAGUUCGACGUCUUCACUGGUCUGCUGGACCAGUAUUGGCAAGUAGAAAAAUUGUUUUCGAGCAGUACUCUGCGAGAUGAAGACGUCAUACUCAAGCUCAGAGAAGAGCACAAGGAUGACAUCCAGGCCGUUGUGCAUACCGUACUGUCCCACAGCAAGAUUGGCGCCAAGAACAAUCUCAUCCUCGCAAUCCUGGAUAUGUACAGACCAAACCAGCCUGACGUCGGUAAUGUCGCCAAAUAUUUCCGUCCGUCUCUCCGCAGCUUGACCGAACUCGAGUCAAGGGCAACCGCGAAGGUUGCGCUCAAGGCACGCGAGCUCUUGAUUCAAUGCGCUUUACCCUCACUGGAAGAGCGUGCUGCACAAAUGGAGCAUAUUCUACGGUCUUCAGUUGUCGAGUCGAGAUAUGGCGAGACUGGCUGGGAUCAUCGUGAACCGGAUCUUGAUGUGCUCAAGGAAGUGGUUGACUCCAAAUACACCGUGUUCGAUGUUCUGCCACUAUUCUUCAGCCAUGCAGAUCCAUGGGUGUCGCUUGCCGCUCUCGAAGUGUACGUUCGCCGAGCCUACCGAGCCUACACCGUGAAGGAGGUCCAAUACCACAACGACGUUGAUCCUCCGUUCUUCAUCUCAUGGGACUUCAUCCUAGGAAAGGUGGGUCAAUCGGAGUUUGGUAUGCCUCUUGGCUCGGCCUAUCCAUCUGCGCCAAGCACGCCAACUUCAGGAGGCAACCCGUUCAAGAAGAUCAGCUCAAUCAGCGAUAUGUCCUAUCUCGUCAACAAAGAAACAGAUGGGCCGUCUCGAAAGGGUGUCAUCGUCCCUGUUCAAUAUCUUGACGAAGCCGAUGAAUCGCUUGCACGUGCAUUGGAAGCAUUUCCUCGAGCUGGUGCUAAGGGUCAAAGACCAAGCGCAAGCAGCCUUAUGCCCGAACUCAAUGGCAAGCGGAGACCAGCCGCCCCGCGUCUCGAGAAUGAGGACGAGCUUACCGGUGUAUGCAAUGUUGCCAUCCGUGAUGUUGAAGCGCUCGAUGACAACGAGAUUAUUUCCCGCGUCGCCAAAAUUGUUGCCGAGAACAAGGGGGAGCUUCUUGCGCGUCGUGUGCGUCGGUUAACCUUUAUUUGCGGUCACCGAGAUGGUACGUACCCGGGAUACUACACUUUCCGCGGACCUUCAUACGAAGAAGAUUCCAGCAUUCGUCACAGCGAACCUGCACUGGCAUUUCAACUUGAACUUGGCAGGCUGUCAAAAUUCAAGAUCAAGCCAGUCUUUACCGAAAAUCGCAAUAUUCACGUAUAUGAAGCCAUUGGCAAAGGUCCCGAAAGUGAUAAAGUUGUUGACAAGAGAUACUUUACUCGUGCUGUUGUACGACCUGGACGUCUAAGGGAUGAUAUUCCGACAGUCGAGUACUUGAUCUCGGAAGCUCAUCGACUGAUGAACGAUAUCCUGGAUGCUCUUGAAAUCAUUGGCAACAACAACUCGGAUCUGAACCACAUCUUCAUCAACUUCUCUCCCGUCUUCCCCCUCCAGCCGAAGGACGUUGAGGAGGCCUUAGCAGGUUUCCUGGAGCGCUUCGGCCGUCGUCUCUGGCGUUUGCGCGUCACUGGUGCCGAAAUCCGCAUUCUUUGUACCGAUCCCGUGUCUGGCAUGCCGUACCCGCUGCGUGUGGUCAUCACUAAUACUUCUGGAUAUGUUAUCCAGGUAGAAUUAUACAUUGAGAAGAAGUCAAAGACUGGAGAAUGGGUGUUCGAGAGCAUUGGUGGGACGACCAAGGUUGGCUCAAUGCAUUUGCGUCCGGUUUCUACACCUUACCCAACCAAAGAGUGGCUGCAGCCAAAGCGAUACAAGGCUCAUUUGAUGGGGACCCAGUACGUAUACGACUUCCCCGAGCUGUUCAGGCAAGCCAUUCAAUAUAGCUGGACCAAAGCUGUCGCCAAAUACCAGCCACUGGCCGAAUCACAGCCAGCACUUGGAGAAUGCAUCGAGUAUAGUGAAUUGGUUUUGGAUGACUCUGACAGUCUGGCCGAGGUUGCGCGCGAGCCUGGUACCAACAGCUGUGGUAUGGUUGGCUGGCUGAUCACCGCCAAAACUCCCGAGUAUCCACGGGGGCGACGCUUUAUCAUUGUUGCGAACGACAUCACCUAUCAGAUUGGCUCCUUCGGUCCACAGGAAGACAAGUUCUUCCACAAGUGCACCGAGCUUGCGAGAAAACUUGGCAUCCCUCGAAUCUACUUGUCUGCCAAUUCUGGCGCUCGUAUUGGUAUGGCUGAUGAGCUGAUCCCCCAUUUCUCUGUCGCCUGGAACGACGCUGCCCAUCCUGAAGCUGGUUUCAAGUAUCUCUAUCUUACACCGGAGAAGAUGAAGCAAUUUGGCAAGACCAAAGAAGUGCUCACCGAAAAGGUCAUGGACGAGGGGGAGGAGCGGUAUAAGAUCACGACGAUUGUGGGUGCAAAAGAUGGACUCGGAGUCGAGUGUCUACGAGGAUCUGGUCUUAUUGCUGGUGCUACCUCUAAAGCCUACGAAGACAUCUUCACGAUCACGCUCGUCACUUGCAGAUCGGUCGGUAUUGGUGCUUAUCUGGUCCGUCUCGGGCAAAGAGCCAUCCAAAUCGAAGGCCAACCGAUCAUCCUUACUGGUGCACCUGCUAUCAACAAACUUCUUGGCCGUGAAGUUUACACUUCGAAUUUGCAGUUGGGUGGUACCCAGAUCAUGUACAAGAAUGGCGUCAGCCACAUGACUGCAAACGAUGAUUUCCAAGGCGUGGAGAAGAUCGUUGAGUGGAUGUCUUUCAUCCCAGACAAGAAGAAUCAGCCCGUUCCUGUCAGUCCAUCCGCCGAUUCUUGGGAUCGCGACAUCCAGUUCUUCCCACCCAACCGACAAGCGUACGAUGUCAGACACCUUAUUGCUGGUAAAGAAGACGAAGAAGGCUUCCUGUCCGGCCUCUUCGACAAGGACUCCUUCCGCGAGUCGCUUGGUGGUUGGGCUCGCACUGUUGUGGUCGGUCGCGCUCGUCUCGGUGGUAUUCCCAUGGGUGUCAUCGCCGUUGAGACUCGAUCUGUCGAGAAUGUCACACCCGCUGAUCCUGCCAACCCGGACUCGAUGGAGCAGAUCACCAACGAGGCUGGUGGAGUCUGGUACCCCAAUUCCGCGUUCAAGACUGCGCAAGCCCUGAAGGACUUCAACCAUGGCGAGCAGCUGCCGGUGAUGAUCCUUGCCAACUGGCGUGGCUUCUCUGGUGGUCAGAAGGACAUGUACAACGAGGUGUUGAAGUAUGGAUCCUACAUUGUCGACGCGCUUGUCAAGUACGAGCAGCCGAUAUUUGUCUACAUUCCACCCUUUGGUGAGCUCCGUGGUGGCUCAUGGGUUGUGGUCGAUCCUACAAUCAAUCCUGAGCAGAUGGAAAUGUAUGCUGACGAAGACUCUCGUGGUGGUGUCCUCGAGCCCGAAGGUAUUGUCAAUAUCAAGUAUCGCCGCGACAAGCAACUCGAAACCAUGGCGAGGCUCGAUCCCACCUACGCUCAACUCCGCGCUCAGUUGGCCGACAAGGACCUGUCGCCAGAGCGGACCAGCGAAAUCAAGCUCAAGAUGACCGAGCGUGAAAAGACUCUUGGUCCAAUCUACAUGCAGAUUGCUCUCCAGUUCGCCGAUCUUCAUGAUCGCGCUGGCCGCAUGGAAGCCAAAGGGACAAUCCGCAUGCCACUAAGAUGGCAGAAUGCCCGACGGUUCUUCUAUUGGCGUCUACGUCGUAGACUGUCCGAGGAAGUGCUGCUCAAGAGACUUGCCGGUACUGCUGUCAAUGCUUCAACCAAUGUCACGUCAGCGGCGAACAAAGAAAGCAACCUCAACCUCCUCAAGUCGUGGACAGGCAUGCUAGACACGGAAUUUGACAAGGACGACCGCAAGGUAGCCGAAUGGUAUGAAAGCCACCGUAAGGAUGUCUAUAGCAAAAUCGACGCGGUCAAGACCGAAAGCAUCAGCCAGAAAGUCGCCGAGUUGUUGAUGAGCAACAAGGAGGGUGGACUUAAGGGAGUGAGGGAGGCAUUGAGUCUGGUGCCGACGAGCGAAAGGGAGGGACUGGUCAAGUACCUUACCGGGGUAUGA